GAGAGAGAGAGAGGUGUGUAUGGUGUUUGCUGUGAGAGUCCCUCAGUGAGUGAAUGAGUUGUUGUACAAUGUUUCUCUGUCUGUUUUUAACGCUGAUGGAUGAAGUCAAUAACAGCAAACGUUUUGGGACUCAAACCUUGAACCCUGAGCAAAUUUAAAGCGCACGAGACCGCGGGGAACGGCGCGCACGAGGAUCUUUACUUCGACGCGGAGCUCACACGUUACGUAUGCUUCAUAUGGAAACCAGUGGAUGGGAUUUGUGUUUUGUGUUGAGGCUGACGGCCGAAGAGGUCUGAAUUUUGUCUCGUGAAAAGAACAAAUCUGAUCCUCUCUAAAGAAAGAAAAGUUUUAGCUCGCGCUGGAUUCGUAACAAGCGAAACUCUUGUGAAGAGACGCGCACAUGAUACACUUGGUUUUAUCAAUAGAUCCUUCAAGCGGAUUCUGAGGUAUUUUUGAUCUUUUUUUUCGUUUUAUGUGUUUUGCUUACUGGAGUUGGAGGUAAAACAUAAUCCCGUCGAUGGAGUGACUAUUUUAUCUUCAGUCAAGUACCUCAGAAAGGUGGGGUAUGUGUGAUGGUAUGUGAGUGUUUACCAUGGUACAGAAGAGACUCGGGUUUCUGAAUGUCACCAUUGUCAUCGCUCUCUGUGUACUCUGUCCCUCUCUGAGCGCUGAAUCGGUGGUCCAGGGAAGAGUCGGGGGUUUUGCCGAGCUGGGAUGCAGCCUGACACCUCCGUCAGAAGGGGACACCACCCCUAAUCUCUUCCCGUUGUAUGUGGUGGAGUGGGUCCGGCUGGGAUAUAACGUCCCUGUCCUCAUCAAAUUCGGCGGAUACACGCCACGAGUGCAUCCGAACUACAAAGGUCGCGUGUCUCUCAGUCAUGGAGCGAGUCUGCUGGUGGAUAAAUUAACUCUGGAUGAUGAAGGCUGGUUUGAAUGUCGGAUUCUUCUGCUGGACAGAACCACGGAUGAGUUUCGGAACGGCACCUGGAACUUCCUCUCCAUCUCAGCUCCUCCAGUGUUCAUCACAACACCUCCUGCGUUUCUGGAGGUCAUGUUGGGUGAAUCUCUCGCCCUCCGCUGCGAUGCUCACGGAAACCCCAAACCCACCGUCACCUGGAGUACUGUUGAGGACUAUGAUGCGUUUGAGGUGGUCAAUGAAACCUUGUCUUUAAGCAAGGUUACGAGAGAAACCGCUGGAAUGUACAAGUGUCACGUGUCCAACCCUGAAGGGAACCUUACCCACAUCACUCGGCUGCGGGUCAAAGGUCCUCCAGUAAUCAUCAUUGCUCCUGAAGACACCACCAUGAACAUGUCCCAGGAUGCUGUUCUGCAGUGCCAGGCUGAAGCGUAUCCUUCUAACCUCACGUAUGAGUGGUGGAAACAAGGUGAAAACGUCCAUCACAUCGAAACUCUGAAAUCACGGGUAAAAAUACUUGUGGACGGUACCCUCCUCAUUGUGGGUCUGAUCCCUGAGGAUUCUGGGAAUUACACCUGCACACCUACCAACGGUCUAAUGACGCCACCCUCCGCGUCAGCCUACCUCAAAGUUAAACAUCCUGCACGAGUAGUGCGGAUGCCCCGUGAGACGUAUCUGCCCACGGGCAGGGGGGGAACCAUCACGUGCCCGGUUCAAGCUGAGCCCCCAAUGCUGUUUGUUAACUGGACCAAAGAUGGAGCCUCUUUAGACCUGGAGCAGUUUCCAGGCUGGAUGGUGAACUCGGAGGGUUCUGUGUUUAUAACCGCAGCCAAUGAUGAUGCGGUGGGCAUGUACACCUGUACGGCAUAUAACAGCUACGGGACCAUGGGCCAUUCAGAACCUACCAAAGUUAUCCUCGAGGACCCCCCAUCGUUCCGUGUCUCGCCGCGUGCCGAGUACCUACAGGAAGUGGGCAGGGAGCUAACGAUACCCUGUCAAUCUCAGGGAGACCCCGCCCCUAACAUCACGUGGAGAAAGGCUGGCCCCGCCCCUCGUUCGCCAUUCACAGUCUUAUCCAGUGGCUCUCUGGUCCUGCGACCAGUCGGUAAGGACCACCAGGGGGCGUGGGAGUGUCUCGUCACCAACCGUGUGGCCACUGUCAGCGUUACAACCAUGGUGUUAGUGCUCGGUACGAGUCCCCACGCUGUUACCUCUGUGUCUGUGAAUCCGGGGAUAAAUCAGGCCAACGUGUCCUGGGAGCCGAGCUUUGAUGGAGGAUACACACAGAAAUUUACUGUGUGGGUGAAGGCCACGCUAAGAAGAAAACAUGAAUGGGCGUCCGUCCCUGUGCCGACGUCCAAAACCUCCAUGCUGGUGACAGGACUGCAAGCUGCCACGAGUUACCAGUUCAGCGUUCUUCCACAAAACAAGCUGGGCUCUGGACCCUUCAGUGAGAUCGUCACCGUCAGGACGCUGGCAGCUCCAACAGAAGUUCCCACUGCGGUGACCGCCAUUGUAACAUUAGCCCCUCCCACCUCACUGUCAGCCAAUCGAACGUCGGUGGGCAUACUACUGCAGUGGCUUCCACCAGCUGCGGACUCUCCACCAAUCACAGCCGUUGUCCUGCAGGCAAGGCGGGACAAGGGGGAGUGGCUCACUCUGUAUGACACGAUCUCUGUCAACACGACAGAACUGAUCGUACAAGGAUUGGUAAAGGACUCCGAUUAUGAGCUCCGUCUGCUGUCUCGCAGAGACAAAGUUGUCGGUGUGCCCAGCGAAUCGGUCUUGAUUUCAACUGAAGGUAUGGAGAUGUAUCCAGCUCCACCCAAUCUGCUGGCCUCUAUUCCUGAGCCGCUGCUGGCCGGCGUUAUUGGAGGCGUGUGUUUUCUGUUUCUUGCCAUCGUCCUCUCUCUGGUGACGGCUUGUGUUAUGAACAAAAGGAGAGACCGACGGCGAAGGAAGAAGAGAGAUGAUAUCCCCUCUGCCCUCCAGAAGAGUCCGUCUCUGCAAGCUGGCUCGCCUUCUGACAGCCCUGACAGCGUGCUGAAAUUUAAGUUGUGCCCUCCCCUAAACUUCUUCCCCAGCUCAUCCUCCUCCGAUCGUUCGGACCGGUCCUCCUUUAAUAAGAGCGGCCGCGGUGAGGACCAGGAUCAGACGAAGCAGCUUCUCUCUCCAUCCUCUCCAACUCCAUGCUACACUCUGUUUGAGAGCCACUUCGGAGGCUCUCCAUCGCCCACGUCUGCCAUUGAAUCCAUAUCCAGAGGUCCCGAUGGACGGUUUAUUAUCAAACCCUCCCUCGAAGACUCUACCCUCACCAACAUCAACAAGAACCUCAGAAAAGAAAUCCCACAAUCCCCUGGUAGAGCGUGUGUUGAAGACAGUAACAAUGCGUCUUCCAAAGAUUCCAAUUCUGUAAGUUCGGAGAAGAAUGGACAGAGAGAGACGUUAACUGUGACCCCUCCAAACCAAGAGAGACCCUCUCACUCCCCUGGGAGAGUGCGGGCGAUGGCCAGAAACUUCUCACGGCAUGGCUGCUUCUAUUCAGAUGGUGAGCAGGGCUGUUCUGAGGCUUUGCUGGAGAGGACCAGCUUUUAUUCAGACUGCAGUGAAAAGAGAAAAUACCAGAGUGCCAGCCAAAGAGAGGACAUAUUCCCGAGUCUAACCAGGAGAGCACGAGGUUUAGAGAGAGAGAGACUGCUACAUCAGACAGGUUACCAGCCCAUCGAUGGAGACAGCCAGCUGACGGAGCUCAGCACUGUGACGUCUCAGCUCGAUGGAGAACGAGAAAGAGACAACUUGAGCAAAUGCCUGAGACUGGUGAAGGAACGUGAGCAAAUUGAAAGGGAGCUAGAGUGCUACACGUCCAACCAAAGAGCACAGGUGCAUGAAACAGAACAGAGGCGAGCCAAGUCUGUAAGCCCCUUACGAAAAUGGACAUGCGUUGAGUCCGAAGACCCCAUUUGGAAGCCUCAAGACAUCCAUUUACGUCAAAAAGCACGACCUAGCAGCUUGGCCCAGCGUGUGUCGGAUUAUAGAAGGGGCUGUUAUUUUGGAAACACCAGCAGUCCCAUGGAGAGGCUACUUCCUUCUUCUUCAUACGUCCAGUGGGAUAUUAGUCCAGUGACGUCACCCACCAGUCUGGUUCCGGCUCAGAGCCUUUCUGAAGGAAACACUCCUCGCUGCCUGUACCCUCACACACGUCAACAAGACAUUGUCAAAGCAGAAGACUCCGUGGAUGCAGACGUCUCAUGUUCACAAGCCACACAAAACACUUCUCUCUCGCUUCUGUUUUCAAGCAGGAAUUGCCUGUCUCCCUUUAGAGCUGACCAGAGCAGGACACGAUGCCCAGAGAGACCCUCGGAGGAGGACCAGGAGUCGUCCAACAAGAAUUUAGCAGAGGAGGAUUGGAAGCAAGAGAAGAAAAUGCUAACAGAUGUUUCAGCAUGUAGAUCAUCCUCUCCUGUGCCAUUGAGUCUUCAACCGUCAGAACUGCACCAUGCAAUGACAGAAAGAGAUGGAGACACAUGCGUUACACACACAGAGCUUGUAAGAACUGAGCACAAAGUCAGUCGGAGUCAUAAUCAUUCAGACUGCUCUACACUGCCCUAUGACCAUCAGAAAGUAGCAGCAAAGAGAAAUGAUAUGGUGAGGGAGGAACCCCGCUCCCUGUUACCAUACAAUGAGCAAGAGAAGGAGGCUAUCAGGGCUCGAUCUCGAGAGAGCGACAAAUGCGUCUUCUAUGACAGCCCCAGUCGGAUAUCUCCGCUCACGGUGUUUGAAAAUGAGGCUGAAAGUGAUCAAUCAAAUUUCUCUAGAAUGUCAGAAUUAAUAAAAGCUCCCCCGGUAAGGAUGUCUCCCGUUCAGACCAGCGCUAUCCUGGAAUAUUUGAGUCUUCCAGGGUUCAUCGAGAUGAGCGUAGAUGAUCCUGUAGAUGUGACUGAACCUUCAGAAUCCAUCGAGCCCAGCGUACAACCAGACACUGGGAUGCUGUUAGGGUGUGAACCUGACCUAGUACCCAAAACUUGGGAAAAACAUGAUCAAGACCAGUCUAAGAUUGUCAGUAAUCAUCACAAUGGGGUUGUUUAUGAGGGUAGCACCCAGAUAACUCAUUCUAAACCUGCUAGUGUUUUAAAUUCUGAACCCACAAGCAAUAAAGGUUUGUUAUCACAUAAAGAGAAAGAACAAAGUUCAGUACAACCUUUGCUUUGUCAAAAAAGAUUUGGGUCUCAAAGACAAGACAGUACUAAACAGAUUCCAGCGCAGACAUUAAUAAACACAGCUAAAAGUGUGGCAGCCAUAGUUUCCAGUCCUCAAAGUCUAGACUGUAGAUCUGAACAACCUCACAGACCUCAGGGAGAAAGAAAAAAUAUGAUAGCCUCACGCAUCUGUCAAGCUCCGGUGCCUUUGAUGAAGAAGUCACUUAGCGUUGGUCCAUGUAGGAACUUCUCUGGAGUUGGGCAGCCACGUUCUUUUCUUAAAAAGUCCAUCAGUUUAGGUUUUCCAAGAUGGGAACAUCAUGAAAAUCCACGAACUUACAUCUCUGAGAGAUGUUACAGAGAUGUGUUACCCCAUCCAGAUUUAAGGGUCAAAUCCUAUAGUUUGGGUCACACCCCUGCACCCUACUAUCCCAUGUCAGGUUCAAUGUGGCGAGGGCCAGCACCCUUUAAUCCAAGAUACUUUGAAUCAUCUCACCCUUCUAUACCGGGGCCGGACCCGCGUCGACAGGCUGCCGUCUUUCCAGGCGUCUCACGGUGGCCUCUGUCCUAUCAGGACACGCUAAGGUCAAUUCAGCACAAGUAUGUCCCGCAAGUUCCCUUCAGACCGUUUGGCCCACCCGGACCUGUGGCGAGAGGGGGAUAUUUGCAUCCGUCAGAACCUAGAAGGGUCCCGCAAAGGCCUUUCCUCCCGAGGGGUUACAGCUGGCCCUCACCGUAUCGUGCAGCCUUUCCUCAACGAGAGCAGGACUUCCCGAAAGAGGUGGACAGGGGGGUGAGUUCAGUCAGGGUUUGUCCAGAGACGGACGGCAGGGGAGGAGAUGGGGGGAGAGCGAGUUUCGCCAGUCAGAGCAGUGGAAGGGGUAGCGUGGGCCCGUAUGGACACCUGCGCCAGUCUCUUUCCAUUACCCCCACCUUACUGAGCUCACCGGAGACCACUGAAGAGAGUGAGAGACUCAAGACAGACUCAGGCAUGCAAGAACAGAGGUCUAAAAGAAGAAACCCAUCUGUAGAUGAGAGUUACGAAUGGGAUUCUGCGGAAUACUCUGCCGAUCCUAAUAUCCUGGAGGCCAUGAAGAUGGAACGGCCCCAAGCGGGCUUUGGGCGAGGCAGGGAGUUGAAGCGUGAUCUGCCGCCCUCCACCGCUGGCCUCCAGGAUGCCCAGAGUAAACGCCUGUAUUCCAUCAGUUCUCCCCUUGUAUCCCAGCCUCCCCAGCGGCGGUACAGUCGUUCCCUCAGCGAUGCCCGCUUCAAUGCCCUGAGACAAGAGUUUCAGGAGUAUCUCAGAGCUCAAGAAUCCUGCUCCCGAGACCCCGGCAUCCCCCCUGACCCAGACUCUGAUUCCAGCUCUGCACUGCUCUGAGCGUCCCAGUGAAGAUGAAUUAGUACAAACCUGAGAAAUGACUUGAAUAACCUUGAGAGGCCUUGAUGCUUCAUCCCACAGCUGAUUGAAGGGUCUUGCGAGGUCCAUUCCGUUUCUAAUGUUUUCUUUUAAACUUGAAAAGUUUUUUUGAAGUGUAGUUUAUAGAUCUGUCCUCUGUUGGUGUAUGUAUUUAUCUGUAAGUCUUCGAUCCCAGAUUGAAUGUCUGUGUCCAGACUAAUGCAGUAGCUAUGAAAUGUAGUACAGUUUCGCUCGAAAGAUACAAAAUGUUUUGUAUUAAUGUUGAUAUUUGUUGUUGGAAAUAGAGUCUGGAAAAAAUACCACAACCAAACAACAGCGUAGUCAGCUUUGACAAUCCAAUACUGCAACUGAGAAUACGGUUUUAUAGUUUUCAUUUCAAACAACUUGAGUACAUGUAUAUACAAUAAUGAUGCACAAACAUGUGUUUACUGUGUUCAUAUUUGAGCAUCAUUCAUCUUGAAACUGAAUAUCCUCAGACAAUUUCCUUGUAAAACAUUCAGCGCCAACAUGAAUAAGAAGCCUAGCAAAAACGAAAUGCUUCAUUUUUUUGAUUAUUUACUUGAUGUUAUUAACUCUUCCAAACAAAACCAUAAAAUGUUUUUACUUCACUUUAAAACAAAGAACUCGAUUGAGCGGCUUUGAGGAGUAUUUAUAACAUGGCUGAAAGAAAACAUAUAAAUGUUUCCAUAUAAAUCUUGACAUUAAUGUAUGUGGUUAUCUCUUCUCUGUUCAUAAUGUUCAUAAUGUCAUUGUUUCCCAGAUUUCAUAAAUGUUUUAAGAGAACUUUCUUAAAAAGUUGUAAGAAAAUCUAUCUUAUAUUUAAGAUGCUGCUGUACAUUUUUGUAAUACGUUUGAAGAUUUUUGUAAAAAGUGUUUUUAUAUGUUCUUGUAUGUAGUUUUCAUUAAUGCUACUUGUUUUUAUAUGCUUGUCAAAUAAAGUGUUUCCCAGAAACACUACUGUCAUACCGAGAUUGCCUUU
Messenger RNA from Triplophysa rosa, 7511 nucleotides. It is a transcript of the gene igsf9b, whose product is annotated as immunoglobulin superfamily, member 9b. Gene Ontology annotation, biological process: cell-cell adhesion. The transcript is spliced from 22 exons. The coding region runs from base 593 to 6493 and encodes 1966 amino acids. Gene Ontology annotation, molecular function: protein binding. Lineage: Eukaryota; Metazoa; Chordata; Actinopteri; Cypriniformes; Nemacheilidae. The record is from RefSeq and is a predicted model, not a curated record.